UGUCUUCAAAGCAGCAAACACAGGCACACUAGCACAGCACAGCUGCACAAUGGGCAAGAUCAUUUUCUAUGAGGACAAGAAGUUUGGUGGUCAUUAUUAUGAGUGCAGCAGUGAUUGUGCAGAUAUGCUGAGUUACCUGAAGUGCUGCAACUCUAUAAAGGUGGAGGAUGGAUGUUUUAUGGUGUAUGAGCAACCCCAAUACUCAGGCCAGCAGUAUUUCCUGAGUAAAGGAGAAUAUCCAGAGUACCAGGAGUGGGCAGGCCUGAAUGAUUUAAUAGGCUCUUGUCGUGUGAUCCCUAAGGCAAAGGAGGCCACAUUUGAAAUGCAGCUUUUUGAGAGAAUGGAGUACGGAGGUCAAAUGAUGGAUCUAGCGGACGACUGCCCCAAUGUAGUGGAAUGCUUCCAUACCAGUAACAUCUUCUCCUGUAAGGUUAUAGGUGGCAACUGGCUCUUCUUUGAAAAGCCCAACUACUCUGGAAGAAUGUACCUCAUAAGACCUGGAGAAUACACAAGGUUCAGUGACUGGGGAGGCACGAGUGCACGCGUGGGAUCUAUCAAACGCAUAAUGACCUAUUAAACUGACUAAAAUUGUUAUUUCUAAAUACGAUCCUGUGUUUAAUAUUCAGUAUUAAAUCAAUAUUGUUCAACACUGUACCUACAUUUUUUCCGUUUACAAUUACAUGUAAUUUACUGCAUUUUACUGUACUUUUAUCAUUUUUGAGCUAUGAACUGCUAUAAGUUAUAUAUUGUAAUCAAUACACCUAGUUCACUACAUCUAGUGACUUGUAUAAUAUAAUCUACUAAUUUAAAUAAAAAAAAAUUGUGCAUUAUUCUUUUCUGAUGUACUAACUAUACUGCAUAAUACCUCAUAAUUCAUUGUGUACUGUUAUUCAUUGCCACAUUCGAGUGUGAUUGUGUUCUGCUAUGAAUUUGUUAUGAAUCCUGUUAAAAUGAACUAAUUAAUUAUAAGCAAGAAUAUUUUCUAUGUGAUGGAGUGGUCAAAUAUUUACAGAACAUUUAAUCUGCUAAAAUAUACUCUGCCACUUUGGUUUAAUGCAUUUUUUAUUUUAAAUUUAAAAAGUGACUUU
Messenger RNA from Astyanax mexicanus (Mexican tetra), 1088 nucleotides. RefSeq names its product gamma-crystallin M2. Gene Ontology annotation, biological process: lens development in camera-type eye; visual perception. The transcript is spliced from 3 exons. The record is from RefSeq and is a predicted model, not a curated record. Gene Ontology annotation, molecular function: structural constituent of eye lens. Lineage: Eukaryota; Metazoa; Chordata; Actinopteri; Characiformes; Acestrorhamphidae. The coding region runs from base 50 to 577 and encodes 175 amino acids.